GGGGGCGGAUGUGGGCCAGCCGAGAGAGCUCGAGAGGAUUUGUCAGCUCAGCUGGCUGAGUGUGGUAAUCAGCCGCCGGGUUUGAGCAAGACUACGGUCCGAGUCUAUGGAAGCUGCUCGCCCGCAUGUCGAGGCAAACCCAUCGCACCGGAAUUAAAAGUUCUCGCGACCAUCCUCGCAGGCAGUUCUUGUCGACUCCACGACGCAGGAUGUAAACAAACAACGGCGCACAAUGACGAGAGGAACAAAAGAGACUUGUUUUCAUCUAAUCAGUAGCUAAACCGGCUAUCAUUAGCCGAAGUAACUGGGACCACAUCGAGAACGUGCUUUUACGGAUUUGCAUUCAAGUCUACCUAAAUCUGACCUGGCUUGACUUUUCGAUUGGCCAUGGCAACUGUGGUUGGUUACACGCCACCGUGGUGGGUCAACCUGCUGCACCGACUGCCACAUUUCAACUUCAAUUUUGAGCAAACCAGCAGCGACUUCCAGCCGUGGAAUCCGAAGUAUCAAGAGUCUAUCCUGUUACUGGGAGGUGUGGCGCUGGCCUGUCUGACUUUGGACUUGCUGUUCCUGCUCUUCUACUCCAUUUGGCUGUGCUGCCGGCGUACCAAAAACCGGGACCAACCCCCGGCCGACUGCUGCUGCACCACUUGGUGCGUCGUCAUCGCCACACUCGUGUGCAGCGCGGGCAUUGCCGUAGGUUUCUAUGGCAACGGCGAGACUUGCGACGGAGUGAAUCGUCUGACUUAUUCCCUGCGCCAUGCAAAUCACACAAUCGCUGGAAUGCACACGCUGGUGUUCGACAGCACGGCCUCACUGAACAGGCUAGUAGGUGAAAACCUGAAGAUGCUCGAGGGCCAGUACUCCGAGGAUAAGAACGUGUUGUACACCAUCCAAACAAUGCAAGGCCAGAUGGACGAGCUGGUCAGACAGAUGGCGACCAUCCCCUUCGGCAGUUUCUCUCUGGAGGCGCUGGCUGUUAAGAUUGAGCUGUUUGACUGGUACAGGUGGAUGGGCUAUCUCUGUCUGCUGCUGUUGGAUGUCCUCAUUUGUCUUCUGGUGCUGUUGGGCCUCAUUCGCAACUCCAAGGAAACGCUCUUUGGGGUGUGCUUGUUGGCGGUUGUGGCUCUGGUGGUCAGCUGGUCCUCACUGGCGCUGGACUUGGCUGUCUCUGUGUCCUCCAGCGACUUGUGCGUGGCUCCAGACGCAUUCAUCACCCAAGUGGCCAGCGAGCAUGGACUCACCAAUACAGAAAUCCUCAACUACUACCUUAGUUGCAGUUUGGAACUACGCAACCCUUUCCAGCAGAAACUGUCCGCCAGCCACAAAGCGCUCGUUGAAAUGCAAAACAACAUGCAGCGCCUUCUGAAAUCGGCCUCCGCGGAAUCUCUGGCAAUUUUAAAGCAGAUCCGUGAGCUACUGAAGAAUGGAGAGAUUCACCUUCAUCAGCUUACCGCCUUGGUGGACUGCCGCAGCCUGCACUUGGACUACGUGCAGGCCGCGACGGGCGUGUGCUACGACGGACUGGAGGGCUUCAUCUACCUGAUGCUCUUCUCCUUUGUGACGGCCCUUAUGUUCACCGCCAUCCUUUGCAGCCUGCCUCACGCCUGGUCCAAGAUGCGGGCGGAUGAGGACGGCGAGUCAUUGGGCCGGGGCGGCAGGCACAACCAGGACAACCUGUACCGCGUUCAUAUGCCCAGCCUUUACAGCUGCGGCAGCAGCUACGGCAGCGAGACGUCCAUCCCAGCCGCCGCACACACCGUUAGCAACGCGCCUUUGACAGAGUACAUGGCUCAGAACGCCAACUUUCCCAACUCCCGUGCUGAAAACACCCCCUUGAUUGUACAAGAGUCUCCCCCACCCUCGUUGUAUUUGACUCCCGCCCACACUAACAGCGGCCACGGCUGGCAACUUAAGCCUUCGGACAGCUCCAGAUCGUUUUGGUAACCUCGUCUGCUAUGCUACCAGUACACCUCCAGCAUGCGGGCAAAGUACCUCGCUAACAGGCGGCCAGAUCCCAACAUCCCCGCAUCAAUAUAGCCGGAAGCUGAACCAAAUGGCCACUUCGUCUUUAAAGCACCCCCUCACACCUUCUUUUUUUUUUUUUUAUUAUCUUACUUUUGGGAAGAUCUUUUGGAUCACUUAUUCCUCACCUUUUGAUCCAGAUUCUUACCGUCACAUAAGCAGGAACUGGUCAAGACACAAGGAGGAUUUUUCCUUUUUUUUUUUUCUCUCUUGCUACCUGAAGUGAAGACCUUUCCAUUUUAGUGUCUUUGCUACUUUUGUCUUAACUCCGGUGUUUGGGACCACGAGUGCAGAUCUUACGAGCUUUACAACAAAGUAUCUUUUUGUUGUUGUUGGAAGUCGUCCUACAGCACUCGGUAGCUGCCAAGCUGUGAAUUUGGACGAGUCAAUGAGCUGGCAACGAGAAAAAGGGGAGCAAACUGUCAAUACUUGAGACGUCGGCGUACUACUGGAAAACGUUUCUCGCCGUUUCACUCCGGAAUUUUUGUUUUCAGGCAUCGCCACGUAACACAACUGUGACUUGUCCAGAUCUGCCUGGCAACAGCUUAGGCAGCUGUCAAUACAGCCGUUAACAGUUGAUUUGAUGUUUUUUUUUGUUUUUUUUUUUUGGUAGAGUUUCCAACUUUUUAUGCAUUGGCAAUGCAGUAUCUCACAAACAAAUGUGUUUUAGCAUUUCUAACAAAUAGAGGAAGGCGACGAGUUUACGCCCAUUUUGCGUCUUAUUUUGUUUGUAGGAGAAUUUACAGGCAGUGCCAAUCGAAAGUUUUAAAUGUCUUCAGUGAGCUGUUUUUUGUUCUGUUGUCCCCCCCCAUCAUGUUUUAUGCUUUGUUUUUGUUUGGCCGUCAUGUUCUCUCUUGGUGUGUCAUUGCUGGAUGAUGAACAUUUAUUGUAAAAGACAAAACGUACUUGUACAGAUACCUGACUUUUACAUAUUUUGUUUUGAUCUACUUUUGAUUUUUAGAUUCUGAGGCCAGCACUUAGUGUUGCUUAAUUCAUGUCGAUACGGUAGCUAUUUUCAUUUUUAAUCAGGAAUGUUCUCUGAAAUUGUUUUAUACAAAGACUUAAGACAGUGUACCUGGAAGAAAAGGAACAAAACUGCUUAUAUUGAGCUUGACUGCCGUGUUAAAAAAUAAAUAAAUCAAACCAAAUUUAAUUAGU
This is a messenger RNA of Syngnathus acus (greater pipefish), 3183 nucleotides long. It is a transcript of the gene ttyh3a, whose product is annotated as tweety family member 3a. The record is from RefSeq and is a predicted model, not a curated record. The transcript is spliced from 15 exons. Bases 388 to 1947 code for a protein of 519 amino acids. NCBI's taxonomy places the organism in Eukaryota, Metazoa, Chordata, Actinopteri, Syngnathiformes, Syngnathidae. Gene Ontology annotation, molecular function: volume-sensitive chloride channel activity; intracellularly calcium-gated chloride channel activity. Gene Ontology annotation, cellular component: plasma membrane.